Metschnikowia bicuspidata var. bicuspidata NRRL YB-4993 is the source of this 2293-nucleotide messenger RNA. RefSeq names its product aminopeptidase. Bases 359 to 1903 code for a protein of 514 amino acids. NCBI's taxonomy places the organism in Eukaryota, Fungi, Ascomycota, Pichiomycetes, Serinales, Metschnikowiaceae. The transcript has a single exon. Gene Ontology annotation, molecular function: manganese ion binding; metalloaminopeptidase activity. Gene Ontology annotation, cellular component: mitochondrion. The record is from RefSeq and is a predicted model, not a curated record.
CCCUUUCUUCCUUGGUUGGCCGGUUCCCUCAUCUGGCGGCGAAGGUGAGAUCUCGAUCUCGAUUUCAGGUAGAACACUUGACCAGUCGAAUUGAUCAAGUCCAUCAGAAUGCACGGGUUGUUGUUCUUUAUGAGCUUCUGGGCUAAAGCAUAGCCCCUUGUACGGAUUGAGUACGUACAGCAUGCAAGCGGCAACGUUCAAGUGCCUGACGCUCUCGGGCAGCCGGCAUUUUGCAGAUGCAUUGCAACGCGCAGCAAAAUAGGUGCACACUCGGCAGAAUGUCGAGGUGCAUGCACGAAGCGCAUCCGGCCGCUUCCUGAGACGGGUUUUUGUUACUCGACGAUCAGAAACACAUAAUAUGUAUAGGAUCCGAUGGCCCCUUCUACGUCGCUACAAAUCGAAUUUGGCGACGCGGCCGCCGCUUGCUGUCCCCUACAAAACGGGACAACCCAUGCAUGAAACUAGACGGCAUCUUAUUCCGCAGCCGGGGCAGCUUACUCCCGGCAUAUCCGCGUUGGAGUAUUACAAUAGAAGACUCGUAUUGGCCCAGGAAUUGCCUGCAAAAUCAGCUGCGAUUUUGGUGGGGAACCAGGUACAGCAUAGCUCCGGUAGUGUUUUUUAUGAGUUCCAGCAGGACAACGAUCUUUUCUAUUUGACUGGUUGGCUCAGCCCGGAUUCCGUGGUGGUUCUAGAGAAGGUAUCAGACAAGGGAACCGACGAGGACGUUGUUUUGCAUAUGUUCGUGCCCCCCAAAAACGCAGCUGCCGAUCUUUGGGAGGGCGAUAAGAACGGCCUUGAAGGGGCGUACGAUUACUUCAAUGCGGACGAAGUUCAAGAUGUGAACAAAGUGGAGUCGAGCCUCCGCGACAUCAUCAAGAGAAAUGAGUUCAUUUACUACGACAACAAGGGCAAAGGCUCUGCUGGGGGAUUGUCCGCAAAAUUCUCUCUGUUUUUCAAUUUGGGCUCGAGCCCAAGACAUUCGUCCAUCAAAACUCUUCUUGAUUCCUCCAACAAAGUCGUGCGGCCCUUGCAACCAAUCUUGGCACAGCACCGGCUGGUGAAGUCCGAGGCCGAAGUCCGAGUGAUGCACAAGGCAGGGCAGAUUUCCGGAAGAGCCAUCAACACGGCCAUUGCCAAAGUGGGUUCUGAUUCUGCGUUCUCUACCGAGAAAACAUUGGCCAAAUACCUAGAGUAUGCCUUUGUGAGAGGAGGCUGCGAUCUCCAGGCGUAUAUUCCCGUUGUUGCCAGUGGCGAAAAUGCCUUGACGCUUCAUUAUACGCGCAACGACGACUUGCUUUAUCGGGACGAGACGGUGUUUGUCGACGCUGGAGGAAAGUUGGGUGGAUAUUGUGCAGACAUAUCGAGAGCAUGGCCUAAUUCGCCCAGUGGAUUUUCGGACCCGCAGAAAGACAUCUACAACGUGGUGCUUUCCGCCAACAAGGCGUGCAUUGAUCAGUGCCACGAAGACAACGGCCAGUCGCUCCAAAGUCUCCACGAACUAGCCGUCACUACGAUGGUUCAAGGCUUGAGAGACUUGCCAGGCAUGGCCAGCGUCACCCGGACAGACGUGUCUCGGGACUUGUUCCCCCACUACAUCGGCCAUCAUUUGGGUCUUGAUUUGCAUGAUGUGCCCAGCGUAUCACGCAUGACUCGCUUGGUGAAGGGCAAUGUCGUGACCAUCGAGCCUGGCUUGUAUAUCCCGCAAAACGACAAGUGGCCCAAGCAUUACCAGGGCAUUGGCGUGCGUGUGGAAGAUGACAUUGCUGUGGGCAAAAGCAGCAGCGACACCCGCAAUUUGACCAGUGUGUGCGUGAAGGAAGUUGACGAUAUUGAGGCGUUGAUUCGCCGGGGGGAGGUCACCACGCCGCAUGCGUACGACGAGGCUGUGGACCUAGAGUUUUAGUGGACGGUGUGGCCAGGGAGUUUGGACGGCGUUAUAUUGAUGAAGGUGUUGGAAGAUGUGGAUUGAAAUAGCGCACUUGGAAUGGAUACAACGUCCAAUGUAAAUAGCAUAGACCGAGUCGCUCAAAAAGCCAUUCAUACACCACCAGCGGACGAGUGCUAAUAGUGGUAGAUGUCACUGAGUUGCCAGGCCGCUGAUUAUAAAGUCUGGUUCACACCUGCUCAUCUAAACAGUAAAGCAUGGUCAAUGGGGCAUACUGGAUUUUCUGUUGAAAGCUCAUGUACCAAUGUCAACUCACUAGCAAUAUUCGAGCAUGUACACGGGGAUUCUCGCCCAUCGGCACUUUGAGAAAAGCCUUCAAUAAUAUAGCUUGACCGUAAACGAUGCUGC